UCCGCCUUUCGCGUCGUCGUCUUUCCCGCCUCGCAAAUUGCUUUCCGUCGACGACCUUUCACCCAUGGCUGGCUCUGGUAGCGCUGCUGACGUGGACGAUGAGGAUAGGGAUGAAGCAGCAGCCGUGGAUGAAGCUCUUUGCCCAGCGACGGCAGGUGACCGCAGCAGCAGCAGCGGCGAGUACCGGCACGUGGCGUUCGCGGAUGCGAACAGGGUGGUGAGGGAGGGCAGGGCGGAGGAGUGGCAGGUGCGGCCCUCGGUCAAGUACAGGUGGCGGUUGCCCGCAGGCGGAGCGGAGGGGGAGUGUGGAGUGGCGUGGAGGGAUGUGAACUGCGCCGCAGCUGGCAGCGGGGCUGACCAAGGGCGGGGGAAGAUUCUCCUGGCGGGCGAUUCGCUGAGCUCGCUGACCUACCUCUCGUUCCGCAACCACAUGAGGAUGUGCUCCGAAGCAGGGGCUGCGGGCGGCUGGGCGACACACGCAGGGCACACGGGUAGCGCUAGCGUGACUAGCAGUAGAAGCAGGGCUAGUGGCGAUUCAGGGGAGGGGGCUGGUGAUGACAGUUUCGCCAGAGGGUCGAAUGGCGAGAGUGACAAUGGCAAAAUCGCUAGAGGAAAUGGAGCGAUGGUGAGUGAUGACAUGAACGGGCCGCCUCUGCCAAGCGAGAUGGAGGAGUCAAAGUUGGCCGUGUGCACGGCAGAGGUUGAGCAGUCGGUGAUGCGCAACAUGCACAACCACGUGCUGUGCGACUCCGUCACAUACGGCAACACCACCGUCACCAUCGUGCGCAAUGAACGUGCUCCACACCAAGCACGUGCGCCAGCUCAAAUUCCCUAAAAUGAUCUCCUUCCCCUGGUUCAAAAGCUGUCCUUCCUGGGAGUGGCACUGCCGUGCUUGUGCUGAACCGCGGUGCUCACUAUGUCGAGGAUGAAUGAGUUCACAGAACAGCUAAGCGUGACACUUACCAAAGUGCGGGAGGCAGCACCGGAGCUGUUGAUUAUCUACAGGAGCACGCCUCCUGGGCAUGUUCACUGUGAGAACAUCACUGCCCCUCUGAAGGAGCCGCAGGACCCAGCGUCGUUGCCGUUUCAU
Closterium sp. NIES-67 is the source of this 1090-nucleotide messenger RNA. NCBI's taxonomy places the organism in Eukaryota, Viridiplantae, Streptophyta, Zygnematophyceae, Desmidiales, Closteriaceae. The record is from the annotation of a GenBank genome assembly.